Molecule: messenger RNA, 3458 nt
Organism: Drosophila willistoni
Lineage: Eukaryota; Metazoa; Arthropoda; Insecta; Diptera; Drosophilidae
Gene: PolD1
Product: DNA polymerase delta catalytic subunit
Exons: 2
Coding region: 106-3387 (1093 amino acids)
Biological process (GO): nucleotide-excision repair, DNA gap filling; DNA replication proofreading; DNA-templated DNA replication
Cellular component (GO): delta DNA polymerase complex
Molecular function (GO): 3'-5'-DNA exonuclease activity; DNA binding; DNA-directed DNA polymerase activity
Source: RefSeq, a predicted model, not a curated record
CCCGCCUCAUUUCUAGCAUUAUUUUUGGCAAAUUUAUAUAUUUGUGCAUGGCCUGACGUUUAUUUAUCUUUUAUUAUUUUUGUUAACUAGUUUCACAACUUUUUUAUGGACGGUAAACGCAAGUUCAAUGGCUCAGCCAAUGGCCAGGCCAAAAAGUCCAGGAACUACGAAGAGGAUGAAGAGAAUGAUUUCGAGGCUGCAUUGGCAGCCUUGGAGUCGCAAGAGGAACCACUUGAGCAGACCCUGUUGAUGGGCGAUGGCCCAGAAAAUCAGCAGACUAGCGAACGCUGGUCACGUCCUGCGCCACCCAAGCUUGACCCCAGCCGGGAUAAUAUAGAAUUUCAGCAGCUAGAUGUGGAGAACUAUUUGGGCCAACCUUUGCCAGGAAUGCCAGGUGCCCAAUUGGGCCCAGUGCCCGUGGUGCGGAUGUUUGGUGUAACAAUGGCUGGAAAUUCCGUUUGUUGUCACGUUCAUGGAUUCUGUCCCUACUUCUACAUAGCAGCUCCAUCAUCAUUUGAAGAUCGGCAUUGCGAGAGUUUCCAAAAAUCCCUGGAUCAGAAAGUUAUAGCGGAUAUGCGCAGCAAUAAGGAUAAUGUUCAAGAAGCAGUGCUCCUUGUGGAACUAGUGGAACGAUUAAAUAUUCAUGGCUACCAAGGUGAUGAGAAGCAGCGUUAUAUCAAGAUCACCGUAACGUUGCCCCGAUUUGUCGCCGCCGCCUCAAGGUUGCUGAAAAAGGAGAUUAUAAUGUCAGAGAUUGACUUUCAGGAUUGCCGUGCCUUUGAGAACAACAUAGACUUUGAUAUACGUUUUAUGGUGGACACUGGUGUAGUUGGAUGUAAUUGGAUCGAGUUACCCAAGGGCGAAUGGCGGCUAAGGUCAGCUUCGUCAAAGCCGCUACCCGAAUCCCGAUGCCAAAUAGAGGUGGACAUAGCGUACGACAAGUUUAUUUCACAUGAACCUGAGGGCGAAUGGUCGAAAGUAGCUCCGUUUCGUAUUCUCUCCUUUGAUAUCGAGUGCGCCGGCCGUAAAGGUAUAUUUCCCGAGGCCAAAAUGGAUCCAGUAAUUCAAAUUGCUAACAUGGUGAUCAAUCAGGGCGAAUCCGAACCCUUUAUUCGCAACAUAUUUACACUCAAAGAGUGUGCACCUAUCAUAGGCAGCCAAGUGUUGUGCCAUGAUCAGGAAACCCAACUGUUGGACAAAUGGUCCUCCUUUGUGCGUGAAGUCGAUCCAGAUAUUUUGACAGGCUACAACAUAAACAACUUUGAUAUACCCUAUCUGAUCAACCGUGCCAGUCACUUGAAGGUGAAAAACUUUGAGUUUCUAGGCCGAAUUAAAAACAUACGAUCUGUUAUCAAAGAACAGGUGCUGCAGUCCAAGCAAAUGGGUCGUCGAGAGAAUCAAUAUGUCAACUUCGAGGGAAGAGUUCCUUUCGACCUUCUGUUUGUGUUGCUUCGCGACUACAAGUUGCGAUCCUAUACAUUAAAUGCGGUGAGUUAUCACUUUCUGCAAGAGCAAAAGGAGGAUGUGCACCACAGCAUCAUUACAGACCUGCAAAACGGGGAUGAGCAAACGCGUCGACGUCUGGCCAUGUAUUGUUUGAAGGAUGCCUAUUUGCCAUUGAGGUUGCUUGGAAAGCUCAUGGCUAUUGUGAAUUAUAUGGAAAUGGCCAGAGUAACUGGGGUACCUUUGGAAUCGCUGCUAACGCGAGGCCAACAGAUUAAAGUGUUGAGUCAACUGCUGCGCAAAGCCAAGACCAAGGGUUUUAUAAUGCCCUCGUACACCUCCCAAGGAUCAGAUGAGCAGUACGAAGGAGCUACGGUAAUAGAACCCAAACGAGGUUACUAUGCCGAUCCCAUAUCCACCUUGGAUUUCGCCUCACUAUAUCCGUCCAUAAUGAUGGCCCAUAAUCUGUGCUACACCACUCUCAUUUUAGGUGGAUCUAAGGAUAAACUAAAGAACAAGGGACUGAUCCAAGAUGAUCAGGUAGAGUGUACACCGGCCAAUAAUUAUUUUGUGAAAGCAGAGCUAAGACGCGGCUUGCUUCCAGAGAUUCUAGAAUCGCUGCUAGCCGCGCGCAAGCGAGCCAAGGCGGAUUUAAAAGUGGAAAAAGAUCCCUUCAAACGUCAGGUUCUAGAUGGUCGGCAAUUGGCGCUAAAGAUAUCGGCCAAUUCAGUAUAUGGCUUUACCGGUGCUCAGGUGGGCAAGUUACCGUGUCUUGAAAUCUCUGGUUCGGUAACUGCCUAUGGUCGCACCAUGAUUGAAAUGACAAAGACUGAGGUGGAAACACAUUACACCCGUUCCAAUGGCUAUGAAAAUGAUGCUGUUGUUAUAUAUGGUGAUACUGAUUCCGUUAUGGUCAAUUUCGGUGUGAAAUCCUUGGAACGUAGCAUGGAACUGGGACGCGAGGCUGCCGAACUGGUCAGUUCCAAGUUUGUAAAACCUAUAAAAUUGGAAUUCGAAAAAGUCUACUAUCCAUAUCUUCUGAUUAAUAAGAAACGCUACGCUGGAUUGUAUUUCACUCGUCCGGAAGCAUACGAUAAAAUGGACUGCAAGGGCAUUGAGACUGUACGUCGGGAUAACAGCCCACUGGUGGCGAAUUUAAUGAAUUCCUGCCUUCAGAAGUUGCUCAUUGAACGCAAUCCUGAGGGGGCAGUGGAUUAUGCCAAGCAGGUUAUAGCAGAUCUUCUUUGCAACCGCAUUGAUAUAUCCCAAUUGGUCAUAACCAAAGAGUUGGCCAAAACCGAUUAUGCCGCAAAGCAGGCGCACGUGGAGUUGGCGGCCAAAAUGAAAAAACGUGACCCGGGCACAGCACCAAAACUAGGAGAUCGAGUUCCAUAUGUCAUUUGCGCGGCAGCCAAGAACACUCCGGCUUAUCAAAAGGCCGAGGAUCCAUUGUAUGUUUUGGAAAACUCUGUGCCUAUUGAUGCCAACUACUAUCUAGAGCAGCAACUAUCUAAACCAUUGCUUAGGAUUUUUGAGCCCAUUUUGGGAGAGAAGGCCGAGUCAGUACUCCUGAAAGGGGAACACACACGCACUCGUACUGUGGUUCACUCAAAGGUAGGAGGUUUAGCUGGUUUCAUGACUCGCAAGGCGUCUUGUUUGGGUUGCAAAUCUCUUUUGCCCAAGGGCUAUGAGCAGGCCUCGCUAUGCCCACAUUGUGAGCCCAAAAUGAGUGAAUUAUAUCAACGUGAAGUCGAGACGAAGCGAGGGCUGGAACACUCCUUUUCCCGCCUAUGGACCGAAUGCCAACGCUGUCAGGGAUCACUGCAUGAGGAGGUAAUCUGUUCGAAUCGAGAUUGCCCAAUUUUCUAUAUGCGGCAAAAGGUGCGCAUGGAGCUGGGCACACAGGAAAAGCGAGUGCAACGCUUCGGCCUGGCCGAGUGGUGAGGCACACAAAACUGGAGAAUAUUAAGCCUAGAAUGUCUAUAAUUAGAUUACUAAAAAAUUAUUACAAAGUU